Cydia splendana is the source of this 4312-nucleotide messenger RNA. RefSeq lists its product as uncharacterized. Lineage: Eukaryota; Metazoa; Arthropoda; Insecta; Lepidoptera; Tortricidae. The coding region runs from base 502 to 2763 and encodes 753 amino acids. The transcript is spliced from 15 exons. The record is from RefSeq and is a predicted model, not a curated record.
GUCAGGUAGUUUCAGCGCUCGCGCCGCCGCCGCUACGUCGCUUACUCCCGACAAGACCCUUAACUUUCUAGAUUAGACUAAAUUUCACGAGAAUAUAUCCUUUUAAAACGAAAUUUAAAGACACAUCGGCGAGGCAAGGAGUUUCACGAUCUUCGCGCCUAUAUCACGCGACUCGACUUAACAAUAGAUAUUUAAUUUAAAAUGUGACUUUAUUGACAGUGUACAUCUUGUAUAAUAAAUACAAAAGCGCUACACUCAUCAUGUUCAGUCUCAAACCCUGUUUUUGGAGUUGAAUACGUUUGAUUUCUAGUUGGGAACCUGACCACACACGCGAUGGUUAUGUUAGUUCAGCUGCGGCCCGGUUACAAUAAGCUAUAACGAAUUGCACAAGUGCUUCAGUCCCUACAAGUUUUCCAGUGUUGAGUCACGUCGAAAAUGUACUAUGUGGUUUUGGAGUAAGAUCUGUGUCUUAUGAUCUAGUGCCAACAGUGUUGUGGCUGGAUGGAGUCUGGCAAGAUGGAGCGCUGGCUAGUGCUUGUUGUGGUUCUGCUCAUGGAAUACUUUGAUGAGGGUAGUGGGCAGUGCCGCAACGGGCAGGCGCUGAGCUUCGCGCGCUGGUCGGGCGCGAGCCCGGACCAGGCUGCGCCAGUCUUCGUGUACGCGGCAAGCGGCGAAGAAGAGUCGCUGGCAGGAGCGUGCCUGGCGCGCUGCCGCGAGCUGCCAGUGUGUGAUGGCGUUGUGGUCGCCUACUCACGGGGGCACUGUCACGGCGUUGCUGAGCAAACAGAAGAAGUACUCCGACCGGACAACGAUGUGGCUUACUUCAAGAAGAUAUGUGCGAUAUUGCCCGAAGGAUGCGCGGAACGGUGGUGGGCCGUGGAGGCCACGCCGGGGUACCACCUGCAUUCCGAGAGCAAUAUAAAGGUGGUCUUGAACACCACGGCGCGGGAAUGCUACGCGCUCGUCCUGGGCACAGGGGGUGAGCAGCUCUACAGGUCGGCGCAAUGGGUAAGCCCCGAAGGCGCCCUGGACGCCGACGCCGUCAAAGCCUCCGACUCGGCGCUGGGCAACUGCAUCCUCAACGCCGAAGACAAGUUCACCGAGCCGGAGUCCUACAGGGUUGCCAACUACUACACGUUCUACGUGGAGAACCAGUGCAGGCACGACUAUCCAAAGAAGAUAGACCGAUGUUCCUACGAAGAAUAUUACAACCAAACGCUGAAACACGUCGAGUUUACUUAUAAAAACUUCACCAAAGAUGAGUGCAAGAGCGCCUGCGAGUCAGAAACUCGCUUCGUAUGCCGCGGGUUCACGUGGCUGCCUCGCGAGGGCGAGGUCGGCAGGCGCGGCGAGGCUGGCGGUCCCGGCGCUCGAGGCCUCUGCGAUCUGCACUCCGAGGACCUGGUGUCCACCGGCUCGUGGCUGCUUCGCCGCGCAGCUCAGGCUGUGUAUUAUCGCCGUGUGAUCUGUCUUAAUAUAAGCGUGGACUGCUCAGAUGACUCGCUGAUAGUGACGUACCGCCCGCGCGGCCAGUUCCGCGGCCGCAUCUACGUGCCGGGUCGCGGCGAGGCCUGCGGCGCGCGCGGCGUUGGCGGCGCCGUCCGGCUCAAGUUACCACUGUAUGGCGAUUGCGAUGUUAACUUCGCGCAUGCCAUAUCGCAUACGCCUAGCGGAGUCGUUAAUAGAACGAUGGCCUACGUAAUGGUUAUGAUCCAAAACAAUCCAAUAAUCCAAACGGCGGGUGAUCGAUGGGUGCGAGUGGGCUGCUCGCCGGGCGAGCGCGCCGCCUCCGUGCCAAAACAUGUCAACGCCGCCGUCGCUGUGAAGGAUACCGGGCGUCCAUCCGAGCCGAGUAGUGGUGCACCGUUGCCGGCGUCGGCUAGCACGGUGUACAGUGGCGGCGCACCCGUCUCCAUGUACGUCGUCCGCGUAGCGCAAGACGCACCGCCCGCCGCCGCCGUCUCGCUGGGCGAGCCUUUAGAGCUGCGCAUGGAGUCCACAGAGGAAGCCGAGAUCGAAGCUUACCACUUAGUGGCCUCGUCGCGACUCGGGGACAGCUCCGUCCUGUUGCUUGACAGCAGAGGGUGUCCCACCGGCCAGGUGGACUUCCCCGCGUUCACACGCAGCGUGUCGGGUGGCACGCAGCGUCUGUCGGCGCGGUUCAAGGCGUUCCGCUUCCCCACAUCACACGUCGUUCGAUUCGCUCUGAUGGUGCGGUUCUGCGAUAAAACUUGCGAGCCGGUGAAUUGCAUCCAGCCAUCAGCCCGCCAAGCCCGUAUGACCAACGAUACGUUCUCUUGGGAAGACGGCGACGGCGGCGGCGUGCCGGCGUCGGUGGCUCCGGCGCGGCACGCGGGCGGCGCGUGGGGCGUGGUGGCGCAGGGCGGCGCGGCGCCGUGCCCGCCCGCCGGCGCCGGACGCAUGCCGUUGGAACUUGAGAUGGUGGUCGGUUCCGGGGAUGUGGUGUCCGCUGACACUAUGGUCCGAGCUGACCAUCGGUCUAAUAUACCGGAGGAGUCGCGCGAGUUGGAUAACGGGCUAGUGUGCGUGCAUGAGCUGCUGCUGGUGGCGCUGGCGCUGGCCUGGCUCGCAGUGCAGGUGUUGCUGCUGCUGGGAUGCUGCGUCCUCGUCAAGAGGUACCGCAAGUUGGCCGAGAUGAACAUGCAGAAGGACUACCAGGCCUUCGACAACGUUGGCUUCGAUUCCAUGUCGACACACCGGCGGGUACAUUGGCCCGACCAGAACAUUGACGUGCUGCAAUAAUGGCGACCAAAUCUGUACUUAUCUAGGUCUUAUAGGGCUAGACUUAUAGCAUGCUUUUUCUCAAAUGACUUUUAUUACGCCUAAGAACCUAAGCUUUUAAAAGCUAUUGUUUCUUUUAUGCGAGCGGUUUAGCUCCCGUAUUAGCCAAGUGCCAAAGCAACAAUGUCCAUUAAAAAGCAACUGUAUCAUGAUAGUAUUAAGGUUCAAAUCUAUGUAUAAAUAUGAGGGCUCGCCUACAUUGAGGUGGUCGAUCGUCCUACAUUAUCAAAACAUGUUAACUCGUGUGAGCUGUUACAUAAAUUUGAACCUUAAUGCUAUCACGAUACAGUUGCUUUUUAAACGACAUUGUUGCUUUGCCAACGGGAACUAUAAAAAUGUAUACUUAGUCAUGUUUUAAAAAAAACACAUGUGUUUUACUUUUCUCGUAUUCGAAAUGAUAAGUAGAAUGUUUAACUCGGGUGAAAGGCAUCAUUUCAGCCUCGGACUAUUGGCGCACUCACUACUGCGUUCGAGCGCCAAACUACCUCGGCAGAAAUGAGUGCCUUUCAUCCCUUGGUUAACAAUCUACUAUUGUUUAAAAAUUAUUAGGGUCUUUAGGCGUAAAAAUCAUUUGAAAAAAUUCAUACUAUACAAAAUGACAAUUAAAUGCUUAGGUCGUCCUUGUUGGUUACAUAAUUCAAAAUCUGAAUGUAGGUUACUUAUUUAUUUCAUAUGGGCAGAUUUUUACAGAUGUUGGUUUUGUCAGGUCUUGCUUAUUUAUUUAAACCUUUGACGCGAAGAGCACCAAGUGAGCUAUGAAAUGUUUUAGCAAUGGAAAGUUCCAGAAUUCAGCAAGAAAAAUACGCAGACAUUCAGUAGAUUCAAACAGAACUCAAGCUCAGGAUUUCAUACUGUUGACCGAUGCAGUCAUUGAAUUAGUGGGUACAAUCAUUUUGCAAGCUUUAUUAUAAGAUUGUGAAAAGAACUCGGUGCGAUUGUAUUGUAUACAUACUUUUUUCCUUAUUAAAAUACAAAAGCUACUAAUAAGAUUUAUGUAGGUAAUUGUGUUAGUCGACUAAGGGGCUGUCCAUAAAUUACGUCAUCGAUUUUUGACGAUUUUUGACCCCCCCCCCCCCCCAAUAAUCAUCCAAAAAUCAUGCUUCAAAUGACCCCAUUUCCUCCUACUUCAUGCUACCGUCAUCCGAUGUCCAGACCCCCCCCCCCCAAUUUGAAAUGACGUAAUUUAUGAAUAGCCCCUAAGCUAAAAUGAUGCGUUCCAGAAAGUAAAAUGAGAUUCCAAAACGCCUUGUUUCAGCUAAGACGACUGCUCAUUAACAUUAGGUAAAUAGUUUAAAAAGUAGUAGUUAUACCAUUUUUAAUUUAUUAUUUACCUAGAAGUAUUUUAGUAAACUCUUGCAAUAAUGCAAAGUAAGUAGUUGAAUUUCCUUAUUAUGUGUUCAUUUGUUAGUGAGUGCUUUAUUGAAGAUAUUUACCUAAAUUAAUACAUAAGUAAAUAAAGUGUUGUGAAUUGUUGGAGGUUAUGUUUUUAAUAAAUAAAAUAACGUGUUUU